Messenger RNA from Fraxinus pennsylvanica, 792 nucleotides. The record is from the annotation of a GenBank genome assembly. NCBI's taxonomy places the organism in Eukaryota, Viridiplantae, Streptophyta, Magnoliopsida, Lamiales, Oleaceae.
AUGGCCUAUAUUCUGCCAAAUCUUUCUCCAAAUCUGCUCCUGUCUAAAGAAAAAUACCAGGCCAUUGUUUUUCACCAACAAUCUUCUUCUCCUCCUCUUAUUUCUCCAUCCUUGGCGUCAAGUUCUUCUGUUAAUGAUCAGACAAAGCUUGAGCCGCCUCGGGGUCUAGCACAGGUGAACCGGAUACCAAGUGCUCAGGGUAAGAACCAGAAGGAUGAAUUUUAUGUUAACCUGGGUUUAGCUGUACGAACCCUUCGCGAAGACCUUCCUUUAAUCUUCAACAAAGACCUUAAUUAUGACGUUUACAGGGAUGAUAUAACGUUUGUGGAUCCUUUGAACACGUUUACUGGAAUUGAAAAUUACAAAUUGAUAUUCUGGGCAUUGAGAUUUCACGGCAGAAUUUUAUUUAGAGAGAUUUCAUUAGAUGUCCUUAGAAUUUGGCAGCCUUCUGAGAACUUAAUACUCACAAGAUGGAACUUGGAGGGCGUCCCUCGGGUACCCUGGGAGACAAAGGGACAGUUUCAAGGCACAUCGCGAUAUAAAUUGGAUAGGAAUGGGAAAAUUUACGAGCACAAGAUUGAUAAUCUGGCAUUUAAUUUCCCACAGCCAUUGAAACCUGCAGCUUCAGUUUUGGAUAUGGUUGCUGCUUGUCCAGCUAGUCCAAAUCCAACAUUUUUAUGGGGUCCAGUGGACGUGCAUUCGUCGUCUUGGGUGGAAUUUUAUAGGGCUGUGAAGGAGACGUUGGAUCGCCAAGGAUCGUCGAUUUCUCAAGAUUGCUUAGCUAAUUGUUAA